AACCUUAAAGCAGAGAGGAGUUGGAGAGGAUGAGAGCGGGUACUGCGAACUGCCGGAUUAUGCUGUUGCUUUAAUAACAAGCAACAGUUCCACCGCCAAGCCCGCCCGGCUGCUGGGAGCUUCCUGACAUGCCCCAGACAACAACGGGCACCUAAAGCUCGUCCCGGAUUGAGCAAAGACAGACACCCUAAUGACUAAAUCUCAGGCGCACUAUGGAUUUGACUAAAAUGGGUCUGAUACAGCUCCAGAACCCCAGCCACCCCACGGGGCUCCUGCAGAAAGCCAACCAAAUGCGCCUUGCAGGGACUCUGUGUGAUGUGGUCAUCAUGGUGGACAAUCAGGAAUUCCAUGCUCACAGGACAGUGUUGGCUUGCACUAGUAAAAUGUUUGAAAUCCUCUUCCACCGCAACAGUCAGCAUUAUACCCUGGACUUUCUUUCACCAAAGACUUUUCAGCAGAUACUGGAAUACGCUUACACGGCCACCCUCCAGGCGAAAGUUGAAGACUUGGAUGAUCUUCUUUACGCAGCCGAGAUCCUAGAAAUAGAAUAUCUGGAAGAACAGUGUCUGAAGAUCCUGGAGACCAUUCAGGCAUCUGAUGAGAAUGAUACAGAAGUCAACAUGACGGAUGGUGGCACUGAAGAGGAGGAGGAUAGGAAAUCUAGGUACAUCAAAAACCUAUUCAUCUCCAAGCAUUCCAGCGAAGAGAGUAGUUAUGCCAGCAUGGCCAGUCAGAGUUUAACGGGGGCAAUGGUGGAGCAGAGCCCAUCUGUCUCGACUUCAUUUGGACUCUCCGCGAUGAGCCCCACCAAGGCGGCAGUGGAUAGUUUGAUGACCAUUGGGCAGUCAUUAUUGCAAGGGGCUCUACAGCAGAACGCCUCCGAGGACUUGCAUUCCACGAGCAGCCGCCACCCCAGUCUCUCCGAAGUAAAAACAGAAGUGAUGCAAGUGGAGGAGGCGUCUAGCCACGAAAGCCCAAGGACAGCAGAGUCCAGCACUUCUGGAGGGGACAAGUCGGAUGACAAAAGCAAGGAAGGCCCUGGUACUCCCACGCGUAGCAGUGUUAUCACAAGUGCCCGUGAACUUCAUUAUGCCCGGGAUGAGAAUGCAGAGCAACCCCUCGAGUUGGGCCAAGGAGUGCCAGUCGGACCGGAGCACUCGAUUUCUCAAAGCGAGAAACACCUGAGUAUAUAUUCAGUGCUACCAAAUCACAAAACUGACUCGAUGCUCAGCAUGCCAUCCUCCAUGACAUCGGCUCUUCACAUGCAGCCAGCUCUUGCCGUGUCCAUGGACUUCAGCGCUUACGGGGGGCUUCUGCCUCAAGGCUUUAUUCAAAGGGAGCUGUUCAGUAAGCUGGGUGAAUUGGCAGCUGGCAUGAAAACUGAAAACCGAGCCAUUGGUGAACAGUGCAGUGUUUGUGGCGCAGAACUGCCGGACAACGAGACGGUGGAACAACACAGGAAGCUGCACAGUGGUAUGAAGACUUAUGGAUGUGAGUUGUGUGGGAAACGAUUCUUGGAUAGCUUGCGGCUCCGAAUGCACUUACUGGCUCACUCAGCGGGUGCCAAAGCGUUUGUCUGUGAUCAGUGUGGUGCACAGUUCUCUAAAGAAGAUGCCCUGGAGGCGCACAGACAGACACACACCGGUACUGACAUGGCUGUCUUCUGCCUGCUGUGCGGGAAGCGGUUCCAGACGCAGACUGCCCUGCAGCAGCACAUGGAAGUGCAUGCGGGAGUGCGUAGCUACAUCUGCAGCGAGUGCAACCGCACCUUCCCCAGCCAUACCGCCCUCAAGCGGCACCUGCGCUCACAUACAGGUGACCACCCCUACGAGUGUGAAUUCUGUGGCAGCUGCUUCCGGGAUGAGAGCACAUUGAAGGGCCACAAGCGUAUCCACACUGGAGAGAAACCGUACGAGUGCAACGGCUGCGGCAAGAAAUUCAGCCUCAAGCACCAGCUGGAGACCCACUACAGGGUGCACACAGGUGAAAAGCCUUUUGAAUGCAAGCUGUGUCACCAGAGGUCCCGAGAUUACUCUGCCAUGAUCAAACAUCUCAGGACCCACAACGGCGCUUCCCCCUACCAGUGCACUAUCUGCCUGGAAUACUGCCCCAGCCUGUCUGCCAUGCAGAAACACAUGAAGGGCCACAAGCCAGAGGAGAUCCCCACUGACUGGAGGAUAGAGAAGACCUAUCUCUACCUUUGCUAUGUUUAAGGGACAUGGAGGGGGAAGAUUUUAAGUCAUGAAGGACUGGGCAAAAAAAUGCAUCAUCCAUGGCCUUUUAUUCUGUUAUUGUUUACUAAAGGGAUUCUCGGUUUUUGUUUCUGGCUCGUGAGGUGUUUGUGUGGGGGAGGGGGAAUAAUUCCCUUUUUAAUUUGGCGGGUUCUCUGUGCAGUCGAUGAGAAAACUCAUCCGAAUCGAGCCAUAGCCAAAUAUCUGCUCAUGUUUUGUGACGACGCACGUCAAGGGCUUUGGAAAGAGCAGGUGAAAUGUCGCUGGGUGGGAGGGGAAGGGGCAGUCCCAGCGCAAGCUUUGGGGUCUGAGAUUUUUGGGUUUGAAUUUUUUUGUCCCGUUUUUGCCACAUUUGCUUAAUUUACUCAGGCCUCAUCUACAUUUAAAAAUGAGGGCAGCCUACCUACCCUCAGUCAUCCGCUUUAUUCAGCUGCCCUCUCGUGCAACCUCACCAGUAGGUGGCAGUGUAACGCCUAUUGUUAAAAUCCCCUUCAGAGGUUUUCCCCCAAAAUUAGAUCGAACAUCCCUGUUUUUGGGGUACCCAGAAAUACCAGGGCAGAUGAUGCGCAGCAUGACAGGCUGUAUGCUCUGGAGGUUUGUUGGUCGUGCUAAUAAUGUGGCAGGUCACAUUGCAGUCAAGAUUUCCCCAAGUAACUAGUGAGUUGGGGAGCCUGGCAUUUUUUUGCCUGCCCGACUUGAGACGCCCUGAAUUUCAGAACAUGCUGAUCACCCUCGUCGGUGACUCCAACCGGGCAGCCGGAAUCACUAGUCAGUCUGGCAGAACUUGGCGUAAGUAAAGGCACAACCGGAAUUUUCCUCAGGAGGGGGCCCAGGGAGAUGACCCCUUCGGAGCCGGCAUCGGCCCCAGGUGGAGAAGACGGUGGGCUGUAGGUGCCCGUGGGCGCAGCAUGGCUCAGCUUGGUGUGUGGCUCUCAGAGAACAGAGCCAGCAACAGGCAAGUUUGUGGGGCUGCAGCCAGGGGAGGAAGUUGUGGGAUGUGCCACGCCUGGGCACCAAUGCCAGGGCAGGGCACAUCACAGGCAGCACAGGGCGGGAAGGUACCAUGCAGCCCCGUGGGCAUCCAGUGCCCCCAUUCCCCGUGAAAAGCCCUGGCAUCAAGGCUGCAGCCCCCUUCUUCCCUCCCUGCUCGGGAAAUGCCGGGGCCUCCCCUCCCAGCCAGCAGCACCAGGACUCUGGCCGGGGUUCUCCCGUUGGGCACCCCACCCAUUACCUCCUGGGUGCGUGGCAAGUCCCUGGCCGCUGGGCCACCCUGAACUGCUGUCUGGAGCAUGGGUGGCCGUAGCUGGGUCUCUCCUCAGAUCCAGCCAAGGGAAGGCUGUCCCCCGGCCCAUGUUGCACCUGCUUGGGCAUAAGUAAAAUUAACCUGAACUUUGCUUCAGUUUCCCCCCGCCCCACUGCCCCUGGGCUGCUGUGUUUCAGAUGGCAGAUAGUUUCCUGAAAACGUUUUCAGAUUUUAUUAAUAAAAUGUGAAAACAAACGGUUUUGGAGAAAAUGAAUUUGAAUAAAAAUUCAAUUUGAAGGAAACGAUUAAAAUAAAUUUGACGAUGGAAACUAAGUGAGCUUCAGAUUGCUUGCAUGCCUCUUAGUGCAGGGUGUCAGGAGCAUGCUGGCGACUUAGACUAGGAUAGUAAUUCUCCUGCUGCACAGGACAGGUAGGGUGACUUCUCAACCUAGUAUGGAGCAUGCCUUCCGAGUGCCCCCCUCAAUCAGACUCCUCAGUUAGCAAAGUUCUUGUUACGUUACCACUUGGAACGAUCAGAAACUGACCGCUGUUGAACCUCUCGUUCGUGCACAGAAAGUUGCCCUGGAUGUUUUGAUCAAUGUCACUGCUCCUCUUAUGGCCAAGUCCGUUGGUGCUGGUGGUUGUCCCGCUAUAAUAAAAGCUACUUGGGUAUUUUGGGCCAAAGCCAGUCUGUUCAAGAGCUUAGAACUUGGCUGCAAAAAUUGCCUCUAGGCUGUAACCCUCUCUCCUGACCAAAGACCUUUCUAUGCAUUUUUUUUUUGAGGGGAGGGAAUUAGAACCAGAUCAAAAGGGCAAAAACUUCCAGCCUGUUUGUCAAAUCCCAGUGGUUGGACAAGUGUGUCUUCAGAUGAGGGAGUCACAGUUCAAGAUGCUCUUAAACUGCCCCCUGGUGCCUGGGUAUUGCCAGGGGUCUGAAGGAAUGAUGGGUGAGCUCGUAUUCCCUCCUCCUGCAGACACAUGCAAUAUAUCCCCCUGGCUUGCAAUGCGUUACAAUGACUCAGGCUGGUUAAAUGCUAACCUGUCCGUUUGGCCUAAAUUUGUCAGAGAUUUGAGGAUUGGGGAGUAAUUCACAAGUUCAGGUGACGGAUUUUGUAUGUAUCCUGCUGCUCAGUAGCUCACUUUUGUGUCUCCGCUUAUGCUACGCCUUGCAAUUCAACAGUGCUCUUCUUUUUUAAAGUAAGAGUCCUUUAGAAACCAUCCCAUCUGGCUGCAAGAGCUUUGCUCUGAAUGGGGAGAUGCGUUUGGUUUUGGGUUUGUUUUCCAUGUUUCAUAAUAGAAACAUACCAAUUAAUUUUUUUGCUCAGCCCUCUGUCCAGGAAGCUAUGAAGGAGUGAAUGGUAAAAGACGGCUUUUCUUUGUGUUUGGCUUUGGGGGGUUUCGUUUUUGUUUUAAUUUUGAAUAUUUCUGUUUAGCACAUUUUACUUGAAAUUACCUCGGUUUUUUGUGACCUCAUGAGCUUUUAUUGCUGGGUUGGAGGUUUUUGUUUUGUUAAAUGGAUGGGUUGUUUAAAAGGCCAUGCCGCAGAUCGGUGACAUGCGGUGUAAGAAUCGCAUGCUCGGUGAGUGCAAAAGUGCCACAACAGCCGCAAAAGUAAUUUUACGGUGGUUUUUGUGCAUUAUCAUUACCAAAAUUGGUAUUUUUUUAACGGCCUGCCUUGACAGAGCUGGGGUCGUUGAUUCUGAAAGCUACCUCUUAUGUUUGGUUUUUGUUUUUAUUUUGCAGUUAUGAAAGCACAUUUUGCAAUAUUUGUGUUCGCUUUGUGAUGUCAUUUCAAUUUUCAUCUCAUGCUUUACUUGCAAUUGUAUAUUAUUUUGUAACUUAGCUGCAUUUAUAUUAAACAAAAAAAAGUUAGGGAAGCGUUUUGUAGAUGGAAGUAAAGGGAAAAAAAUGAGGGGUGUUAUACUGCUGUGCCCACCCUACCCCCAACCUUGUCUCAACUGUCAGGAAAAAUUUGAAGGCCUUAAAACUGGGGGAAAUAACUUCAUGUGACAGUGGAGCAGGGUAACUUACCGUUUAGUGAAGAUUUAGUGCUUUGAAAAGGAAAGAGUUAAACUUGAAUAUGUGACUAGAACAGUAGAGUCUUGUUUAUAAUGUGAAAAAUGUGAGUAUAAAAUCACUUAGGGCAGAACUUGGAUAAAUAAAUAUGCACUAACGCAUCAAUUUUGCGUUAGCCAGCGAUGGCCAUGAGAUAAUCUCCGUCUCAAAACUAAACCUGAUGUCAAAAAUGUUUAAGGUAUUCCACAAAAUGAACCCAUUCUUCACAUCCACCCCGUCCCCCAUUCACCAAGCUGAAAGGGUUGAACUGAUAUUUACAAAGUGUAAUAUUUUUGUAAUAUUUGUUAGUCCCUGUGUCAGUUUCCACAGGACCUUGCCCUUCCUUUUGUAAUGUGAACAGGAAUUGUGUGUGCGUGCGUAUGCGUGUGUGUAUGCUUUUUGUGCGUGUGGUUGUGUAUUAAAUCAUGCAGUAUUGUUGUAAUCCAGUGUUGCAGCUUUGGAUGGUACUAAAUCAAAAUAUUGCAACUUCAAAAUCACAUGCAGGAAAUGUAUGCAAACAUGCAUGUCAAAUGCAGAUUUCCUACAUCUGCUAACAGAGGCUUGAGGUAGAGUGGGGAACAGGCAGUACUGUAGGUAUUGAUGACUUAACAAUAAUUUCUGUUUAUUGUUUGGAGUUACAUUACUCCUUGGCAAUCAUCAGUUGUAUUUACUGUUAACUGCAGAGAAGCAAAUUCUUCCUCAACCCGCCAAUCUAAAAAAUAUUAUUUGCUGUUGAAUGUUAGAGUAUAUGUGAAGGCAGUUCAGAUGCGUCAGGGGCAGAGCACAAACACAUACAGAAGUAGACAGGGUGACAGACUUCACAUGGAGCUCAGGCAAACAUGAACAGGUCUGGAAUUUAGGGUGAAUCUAGCUACGUUCUCCCUCCUUCCAUUAGAGAGCACAAUCUUACGGGGCGGGCAGGGGGAACAGGGGAAAAUAUUGUGUGCAGUUUUAUCUUCAGAGCAGCAUCACUUCUUUGCUCCGUUGGCCAGGUCAGUAAUUUCCGUUUUAGAUAGUCAGUUACCAUUUUGAACACCGCUUAUCACAGUAUAUAGUACUCUUUGUGAAUUAGAAUUGCAACUGCCUUAAACAGUUCUUUCAAAACUUCUCCAAAUGCAAAGCAGAAAACUGGCUAUAUGCGCACACCUUACUCUGUUCAUAUCAUCCAUUUUGAACUUAUACCUGGCUGUGUCUGGUGAUGUUUUGGGAAUAAAAUUAGUGUUGUCUCUCAAUUUACACCAUGAAGAUCCUUUUUAUGCAUUACAUAUACAAUACAUAUAUAUUAAAGCAUACACGCAGGUAGGUGCGUGCGUGCGAGCACACACACACACACACAUAGGAUUGAUAAUAUCUUUGCUGUUUUGUGUUGGGAAUGGGAAGCAGAACAGAUGCUGAUUUAGUACAAUCCAGGUUGUAAGUCUGGAGAAUGGCUUGUUUAAUCUUUGUGCCUGAAAACAGUUUUUCACAUUUAAAAGAAAAAAAAAUUGCUGCGAUUUCUCACAAGUAUAUGGUACCUUUUUGCAGUAAAUUGGUACUGCUGGCUGGGGGGAUGUCAUGGUACAAUGGAGCAAACAACUAAUUUUCCAACACAAUUUAUUUUCCAUUGGAAGACCCUCUCUUCCUCCUCGCCCCCACUCCCCCCCACCCCCAGGUGUUGGCACAUUUUGGCUGCACCACCUGGCACUGUGCAAACUGAAGUUUGUUUCCUACCAGACCCAAAAAUUUCAAAAUCAGGGAUGUUUUAAAUUUAAAGACCAGAACUUUUGUUGAGUAAAAACUCAUCAGACAAAAUGAGAACACUUGAUUACUUUUCACUCCACUUACAUCUCAUUGGUCUCCCCUUGUCCGUCCCCGCCCCAUCCUCCUCAUUGGGACAUCUGCUUCUGUGGGUGUCAUUCCAAGACUGCUUUAACCCAUAGGACAGAAAAGAGGGUUGACCAAAAAAAGGCAGCAAAUUCACCUCCAACACACAGCUUUGAAAUAUCAUUCCAAUGAAUGUGGCUGAUGAGAAGUCUCUGGUCCCAUGACAUCCUUCCGCACUGAGUACCAACCUUUUGGUGUGCAUCAUAGUAUUUGUUUCACAUAGUGUUAUGUAUGCAUGAUCUUUUAAGGCUAAGAAGCCAUGGUAAAGCUCCAUGACAUCUAUCCAUAUAUAUAUAUAAUUAUAUAUAUGUAUAUUAUAGCACUGAGGACCAACUGCCCUGCUGGACCAAGCAAACGAAGGCUUGUUUUCAUUGCUUGUCUUUUAUGUCGUGACAGCACAAGUGCCAGUCUGAUCGCUCUGUAUUAAAAAUAGUGUUUUUAAUUAAUUGAUGUUAUAGUUCUGUCUACCUCAGCACCUCCUGUUAGCCUAAUUUUAGAAGGUGCCCAAUUUUUGUUUGUUUGUUUUUUUCAGAUUAUUGGUUACUAUUUUUUGUACAAAUCUUCUGUUUGUUUUCUCGUUCUGUUCAUUUCUUUUGCAGCACUGCUUGCGAGUCCGUUCUCUAGCCACAGAUGCAGUUAGCUAAAAAUUUAAAAAGGAAAAAAAAAUUUCCCAAAUUGUGAUGUCUCCUAGUUGCAGCUCUCCGCAUCUGCCUUCGUUCUGUGUAGAUUCAGAUGCAUUUCUUUGUAAAACUUCAGUGUUUCUGACAGAGGAAAAGAAAAAAAGAAAAAAAAAGAAUUUACUGCUGCAGGUUUUUUUUCUCUCCAUGUGUCACUAAGUGAAGUUCGUGCCUUCUAUAGCAAAGAGAAUAUUUUUUACAUCCUACUAACAGUAGAUUUUUUUGUAGUGAACAUUUUUUGUAUUUUUAUUUAUAAGUCUCAUAAGAAAAAUAGCAAUGUUCAGUUGUAUACCUUGAAUCUGCAGUUAGAAAAAAAAUAAUAAAGUUAAUUCAGUCGUCUCUG
Molecule: messenger RNA, 8412 nt
Organism: Chrysemys picta bellii (western painted turtle)
Lineage: Eukaryota; Metazoa; Chordata; Testudines; Emydidae
Source: RefSeq, a predicted model, not a curated record